GGAAUUAUGUCUCUCUUCAUCAAUCAAGAAUUUACUGCACACAGACUGACUGACAAUAAAUAUAUGGAUUUUACUGCACUUUUUGGAGACCAAGAUCAAUGUAAAGACUUGAGGAAUGACAAUGGACUUUCAUCACCCGAACCUGAGAGAAGCGCGUUUACAGAGGGCCAAAGGAAGCGCAAAAGAACCAUAUUCAGUCGCGCACAAUUGUCUGAGUUGGAACAAGCUUUCGCUCUGACGCCGUACCCAGACAUCACUCUCCGUGAACGCUUGGCCGCACAAACACAUCUACCUGAAAGCAAGAUACAGGUGUGGUUCCAAAACAGACGGGCGAGAAGUAUCAAGAGUGGAAGACUCACCAAAUCUACCAAUACAACUUUUGGAAGAGGAGGUGAAAAAUGUCUACCUCGCCCAAUAGUCCCCUCCCCUGGUCCCUCCUUCACCCCAACCACAAUGGGGGAAAUGUUCCGACCAGACCAGAUUCAGUGUGAUGAUGUUCAGCAGUUCUACUCCGACUGGAUCCGUCUCUACAGCAACCCUGUGUCUCAUCAGCUUACACCCGUCUCCCCAAACCUGGCAGAAUCCCUACUGUGGGAGGAAGACUCUCACCUGGGAUCUCUUGCUACUACCACGGCACCCGUUGGAAGCCAAGCACAGUCUACAUGGCCAUACCGGGAUGGGUUCAACCAGGCCUGCGUGGGCACCUCAGGGUAUAGGAACUUUAAGCCACAGACUCUAGCUGUCUCACAGGCAAGAUAUAGUCAUCAAACCUCAGUGGACCAGGUUGUCCCCUCCCAUCCGCAGCAGAUGUACUGGGAUGUGACUCAAGGAGAGGGUCAUCAUCCUCAGGUGGGCCCCCAGACCUCCAUCGGAUACAUCUCAGACCUGAUCUAUAAUGCUGCUAUUGUCACCAACUUCCUGGAGUUCUAA
Messenger RNA from Oncorhynchus nerka (sockeye salmon), 930 nucleotides. Its product is annotated as homeobox protein SEBOX-like. Lineage: Eukaryota; Metazoa; Chordata; Actinopteri; Salmoniformes; Salmonidae. The coding region runs from base 7 to 930 and encodes 307 amino acids. Gene Ontology annotation, molecular function: DNA binding. The transcript is spliced from 3 exons. The record is from RefSeq and is a predicted model, not a curated record.